Trichomycterus rosablanca is the source of this 317-nucleotide messenger RNA. RefSeq names its product histone H4. Gene Ontology annotation, biological process: nucleosome assembly. Gene Ontology annotation, molecular function: DNA binding; protein heterodimerization activity; structural constituent of chromatin. NCBI's taxonomy places the organism in Eukaryota, Metazoa, Chordata, Actinopteri, Siluriformes, Trichomycteridae. The record is from RefSeq and is a predicted model, not a curated record. The transcript has a single exon. Bases 6 to 317 code for a protein of 103 amino acids. Gene Ontology annotation, cellular component: nucleosome.
UAACGAUGUCCGGAAGAGGAAAGGGCGGCAAAGGUCUUGGAAAAGGAGGCGCUAAACGUCACCGCAAAGUUCUCCGUGAUAACAUCCAGGGUAUUACUAAACCCGCCAUCCGCCGUUUGGCUCGCCGUGGCGGUGUGAAGCGUAUUUCCGGCUUGAUCUACGAGGAGACCCGCGGUGUGCUCAAGGUUUUCCUUGAGAACGUCAUCCGUGAUGCCGUCACCUACACCGAGCACGCCAAGAGAAAGACCGUCACCGCAAUGGACGUGGUGUACGCUCUGAAACGCCAGGGACGCACCCUGUACGGAUUCGGGGGUUAA